This is a messenger RNA of Dissoconium aciculare CBS 342.82, 2564 nucleotides long. RefSeq names its product sodium/hydrogen exchanger. Gene Ontology annotation, molecular function: sodium:proton antiporter activity. Gene Ontology annotation, biological process: proton transmembrane transport; vacuolar acidification; sodium ion transport. NCBI's taxonomy places the organism in Eukaryota, Fungi, Ascomycota, Dothideomycetes, Mycosphaerellales, Dissoconiaceae. The record is from RefSeq and is a predicted model, not a curated record. The coding region runs from base 288 to 2300 and encodes 670 amino acids. The transcript has 3 exons. Gene Ontology annotation, cellular component: late endosome; fungal-type vacuole membrane; early endosome.
GUAUUCGGUUCGUCUACAGCUGCCUACAGGUCACAACACACACUUUGCUCUCUCACCAAUUGCGAUACGUACAGUCCAUCUAUCAAUUGACGAAGGCUUACAAGUCCGUCGUCCUUGUCAAUUACCUCUCCGCCCUUCUGCUCCACUGGGCGCACAUGCAACACAGCCAAACCCUCCUCUAUUGCGCGCGACCGCUGUGAGACGUGCCGGACCUCACAUGAACGGCCCCAUUGCUAUCACCACCCUGAGCAUGCGAUAGCAGCACACAAUCCCGCAUUGCAGACGACAUGGGUGUCUCUCGCUAUGCUGUUCCUGCUGCCCUCUGGCUCGCCGCGCGACAGACUUCAGACUCCGACGAAGAUGAGAAUCCCGAGGCGGGCCAGAAGGAGAUCUACGCAUCAUGGUCUCUCCUGAUUCUGAUCGUUCUGCUUAUCCUGGCUCUCUUCACCAGUUACCUUCUGCAGAGCAAAAAGAUCCAGGCGUUUCAUGAAACGGUUGUGUCGAUUUUCGCAGGAAUGUUUGUCGGUCUUAUCCUGAAGUUGACCAGCGUCCGGACAGUCUUGGAUGCAGUGACAUUCGAUUAUCAGUUCUUCUUCAAUCUCCUCCUACCGCCUAUCAUCCUAGCGAGUGGUUAUGAAUUGCAUCAGGCCAACUUCUUCCGCAACAUUGGCACCAUUCUCACCUUCGCCUUCGUUGGCACCUUCAUUUCCGCCCUCAUUCUCGGUGUCAUUCUGUACCUGUGGACGCGUCUGGCAAUCGAUGGUUUAUACAUCUCAUUCGUCGAGGCCAUGUCCGUCGGCGCAACUUUGUCGGCCACCGACCCAGUCACCAUUCUUGCCAUCUUCAACACCUACAAGGUCGAUCCGAAGCUUUACACCAUCAUCUUCGGCGAGAGCAUUCUCAAUGACGCGAUCGCAAUUGUGCUGUUCGAGACGGCGCAGAAAUAUAAAGCUGGAGAGGCGGCUGGAAAAUUGACAGUUUUGAGCUUGUUUGAGAGUAUCGGCAUUUUCUUGCUGGUUUUCUUUGGUAGCUUGAUGAUUGGUAUCAUCUUCGGCCUGGCUACCAGCCUGCUGUUGAAGUUUACACACGUCCGCCGUUACCCCAAGAUUGAGAGUUGCUUGAUCAUUCUGAUUGCGUACGCAUCAUACUUCUUCGCCAAUGCCAUUCACAUGAGCGGCAUUGUUUCCUUGCUCUUCUGUGGUAUCUGUCUCAAGCACUACGCGUAUCACAACAUGUCGCGAAGAUCGCAAUUGACAACAAAAUUCACCUUCGCGCUGAUGGCACAACUCACGGAGAAUUUUAUCUUCAUCUACCUGGGACUAUCACUCUUCACCGAAAGUGGACUCGAGUACAAGCCACUAUUCAUUCUUGUCACGUUGAUCGGAAUUUGUGCUGCACGCUGGUGCGCCGUCUUCCCUCUCAGCGCCUUGAUCAACUGGGUUAUACGCUAUCGCGCACGCCGCCGUGGCAUUGAUAGCCAAGCCGAAGAAAUUCCUAGAAACUGGCAAAUGAUGCUUUUCUGGGCCGGUCUUCGAGGAGCAGUCGGAGUUGCCCUGGCCGCAGGCCUGACUGGUCCCAACGGACUAGCACUCCGAGCCACCGUGCUGAUUACUGUCUUGUUGACUGUCAUCAUCUUCGGUGGUACUACGGCGCCCAUGCUUGAAAUCCUCAACAUCCGCACAGGCGUGGUCGAAGACAUCGACAGCGACGACGAAUUCGACAUCGAGCCAAUCCCGCAAAGUGCCAACGGCCGUAAGAACGGCUCCAUCUACGGCCACAACGCCAAGAACAGCAGCAACGGAAUCGACCUCAACAAUGUCCGCAACAAACGUCGUGGCCACACCGCAAGCUACAGCUCCGGAAACCAAAGUCCCCACGGCGCGCCAACCCACCACGGAGACGGCGAGCGCGGCACUUCCCGCCCUCGUCGCGGCGGAAGCAACACAGGCGAAGCCCAGAGCAUCGCCGAGGAGGGCCUACUCUCCUCCCACAGCAACAACGAAGACUACUUUGGCGACGAGUACGACCAAGACGACCUGGACCUCCCACCGGCCGCGCGGCGGAACUCACAACGCGCGCUCGGCUCGGACGGCAGCGGCAGCAACAACGGCAGCGCCGGCGCGGCCGCGUCACAGGGUAGCAGCACGACGCUCACUGCGCGCGGCGCCAUCUCGCAGAUCCUCAACGCCACGAGCGAGGACGCGGGAAAUCUGUUCACACAGCUGGAUGAGAAUUUCCUCAAGCCACAUCUCCUGCUGGACCCGUCGAGCGGGCGAGGCGGGGGAAGCGGCGGUGUAUAGAGAUAGGCUGCGGGAUAGAUUAGGAGAUUCAGGCGUUUUCAUGUUACUGAAAUGGGAGUCGAUUAUGCUUUUUCUUAUCCAGGUAUUUCGUUCUUUGGAGAUCUGACUGAGCUCAUCUCGUUCGAGAGGAGAGACUCCUCCCAUGGGAUCAUCUUGGGACCAGGGACAUUGGACAUGUAGAACAACGUAUUGAUUAUUACGCAUGGAUCUGACGAUCACGGCCUAUCCAGAAUUCCAUCAAUCCUUGAAAUGAGAUAUCCGCCU